This is a messenger RNA of Cynara cardunculus var. scolymus (artichoke), 2352 nucleotides long. RefSeq names its product external alternative NAD(P)H-ubiquinone oxidoreductase B2, mitochondrial-like. The transcript has 10 exons. Gene Ontology annotation, molecular function: calcium ion binding; NADH dehydrogenase activity. The record is from RefSeq and is a predicted model, not a curated record. Bases 333 to 2072 code for a protein of 579 amino acids. Lineage: Eukaryota; Viridiplantae; Streptophyta; Magnoliopsida; Asterales; Asteraceae.
AAUUAUUGACCUCCAGAGAGAUAGGCCUCCAAGUUUCCCGUUCACCGCCACCGAUAUCCACGUGUCCAACUGUAUUGCUCCCACGUCAUCUCCAGACCAGCCGGCAGUGACUAAUAUUCGCCUCCUUCCGACGAAACCGCAAAGAUUAGUUGUACAAAGACGACAAAACCUUCAGCCAGAUCAACUUAUCACUCUUUCUCUCUGUAAGGUAAGGAGGUUUUCUCUAUCUGUUUUUACAUCUAUAUAUGUACAGACGAAUGAUUAUGUUGUUCUUGUUACCGGUCAAGCAGGUGAAGAAUCUAGAUCUGAAAUUCUGAGAUUUUGAAGCAGAAAUGAGGAGUUUGAAUUUCUACGAAAGGUUUUCCAGAACGUUCCGUGAAAAUCCUUCGCUUUCGAGAUUUCUCGUUGUUUUUGCCGUCAGUGGUGGGGGUCUUGUGGCUUAUUCUGAGGCAAACGUGCAAACUGUUGGGAAGAUUGAUGAGUUACCUGAGGCAGGUAAUGAGAAAAAGAGGGUGGUGGUUCUUGGAACUGGUUGGGCUGGAACAAGUUUCUUGAAAAAUCUGAAGAAUCCAUCAUACGACAUCCAGGUGAUAUCACCUAGGAAUUACUUUGCAUUCACGCCUUUACUACCAAGUGUAACCGUUGGUACAGUGGAAGCUCGCAGCGUUGUUGAACCGAUCCGCAACAUUGUCAAGAAGAAGAAUGUAAAUGUUGAUUACUGGGAAGCUGAAUGCUACAGGAUUGAUGCAAAAAAUAAGAAAAUUUACUGUCGUUCAAGUCAAGAUGAUAAAGAAGAAUUUGUUGUAGAUUAUGAUUACCUAGUAGUUGCAAUGGGAGCCCGUGUUAAUACGUUCAACACUCCUGGUGUAGAAGAAAACUGCCACUACUUGAAGGAAGUCGAAGAUGCUCAGAAGAUCCGCAGGACAGUAAUAGACUGCUUUGAAAAGGCAAGCCUGCCUAAUUUGAGUGAAGAUGAGAAGAAAAGAGUUCUUCAGUUUGUCGUUGUUGGUGGUGGGCCAACUGGAGUGGAGUUUGCAGCUGAGCUUCAUGAUUUUGUGUCUGAGGAUUUGGUUAAGUUGUACCCAUCUGUUAAAAAUUUGGUUAAGAUAACGCUUCUUGAGGCAACAGACCAUAUCUUGAACAUGUUUGACAAACGAAUCACCACUUUUGCAGAAGAGAAGUUCCACAGAGAUGGUAUAGAUUUGAAAACAGGGGAGAUGGUUGUGAAAGUCUCAGAAAAAGAAAUUUCAACCAAAGUGAUUAAAACUGGGGAGGUCUCUACUAUACCCUAUGGAAUGGCAGUCUGGUCAACGGGUAUUGCAACUCGUCCUGUCAUAAUGGAUUUCAUGAAGCAGAUUGGGCAGGCGAAUAGACGCGUAUUAGCUACUGAUGAAUGGCUUCGAGUUGAAGGGACCAACAGCAUAUAUGCACUUGGAGAUUGUGCCACAAUUAACCAGCGUAAAGUCAUGGAGGAUAUUUCAGCUAUAUUUCAAAAGGCAGACAAGGACAACUCAGGAACACUUACUGUCAAAGAAUUCCAAGAAGCACUUGAUGACAUCUGCGAUAGAUAUCCACAGGUGCAACUUUAUCUGAAGAAUAAACAGAUGAGCAGUCUUGUUGAUCUACUCACGGAAUCCAAGGGAGAUGUUGCAAAAGAAUCGAUCGAACUGAAUGUUGAAGAAUUCAAAUCAGCUCUAUCUCAAGUAGAUUCUCAGAUGAAGAAUCUUCCAGCAACAGCUCAGGUUGCAGCUCAGCAAGGUUCAUAUCUUGCUGAUUGUUUCAACCGCAUGGAGGAAUGCACGAAAAAUCCAGAAGGUCCUCUGCGUUUUAGAGAAUCGGGCCGUCAUAGGUUUCGUCCCUUCAGGUACAAGCAUCUUGGUCAAUUUGCUCCAUUAGGAGGAGAGCAAACAGCUGCACAACUACCAGGAGAUUGGGUGUCCAUUGGCCACAGCUCUCAGUGGCUUUGGUACUCUGUGUAUGCAAGCAAGCAAGUGAGUUGGCGUACAAGGUCAUUGGUGGUGUCGGACUGGAUGCGGCGCUUCAUCUUUGGGAGGGACUCGAGUCAAAUAUGAGGUUGAUAUCUCUGCAUACUAAACCAUCCAAAUGGUCGCAAAAUUUCCACUUAUCAUAAUGCCACGCCCCUCUUCAACAAGUUUUGUUUCUUGAUCCAUAUUUUUACCAAAUUCUAUCUUUAAUUUCAUUACAAACUUCUGCUAUGAAUAAUGGGUACAACCAUGAUACCUUCCCCGGCUUUACUUUACACCUAGUUUUACCUGAGCCCUAGAAUGUGUGCUUAGACGUUCCUUUGUAUUGUACCAUAUAAUCAAUACUAUUUUGAUCGAUUAUCCUCCA